This is a messenger RNA of Emiliania huxleyi CCMP1516, 3876 nucleotides long. RefSeq lists its product as hypothetical. The coding region runs from base 1 to 3876 and encodes 1291 amino acids. The transcript is spliced from 13 exons. Gene Ontology annotation, molecular function: protein binding. Lineage: Eukaryota; Haptophyta; Isochrysidales; Noelaerhabdaceae. The record is from RefSeq and is a predicted model, not a curated record.
AUGCGUCGCUUGAGGCCAGUGCGUGUCCCUGCGGCCACCCGCCGGGUGCUGCUGCCCGCUGGCACGCCGCGGCCACUAUCGUCAUCUAGUCAAUCAGCGGGCAGCAGUCAGUCCGCUGGCUGGGAGACCAUCAAGCCGCGGUGGGAUGCUGCAGCGUUCGCGUGGCGUCGCCGCUCGGAAGAGGAGGCCGAAGCCGUCAUCAGUGCGGCGCGCACCGAGCUUGAGCGGCUCGAGGCCCAGGCGCGCGGCGGCGGGGCGAAUGCGGACGCGCACGAGCUCGUGGCGGCGGCGACGCCUGCGCGUGCAGCGCUUGGCGCCUGCCGGCGGGCAGGCCGGUGGACAGAGCUGCUCAGCCUGUUCGACGCGAUGGGCCGUGCCAACGUGGCGCGAGAUGGCGCCGCCUUCGAGCACGCGCUCGUAAGCGCCAUGGUUCUCGAGCGCUUUGAUCUCGCGCUCGCCCUGUGGCACGAGCUGCCACGGCAGCAGCCGCCAGUCGCCCCGUCUGUCCGCUCAUACAACGCCGCGAUCAGCGCCUAUGAGCGGUCCGGUCGCGCUGCCGAAGCGAUUGCCCUCGGUGAAAAGAUGGAGGCGGCAGGCGUGGCGGCCGACUCGGACACCUGCCACGUCCUCAUCUGCGCGUGCGAGGGCGCAGCGGACGCGAGGACGGCCAGCCGGAUGCUAGCUAGGCGGCCAGCGAGGCAAGGGCGAGGAGACGAGGGGCGAGGGGCGGGGAGUGAGGGACCGCCUGGGGGACGGGAGGACGGCCCUCGCACUCCUCUCUCGGAUGAGGCACGGCCGAGCGCCGCGCUCCGCCGCAACUCUCCCGAGCUCGUCGCGACCGUGCUGCGCGACGACGGCGCUGUCGACGAGCUGCUGCUCGCGUGCGGCUCGAGCGGCGAGGCGAGGGAGGCGCUCGACGUCCUCUCCGCCGCGGACGGGGAGGGGGAGGCCGCGCGCUCGCCGUCCGCCCUCUACCGCUGGCGGACGCUUGCGCUGCGCGCGUGCGGGGCCGGACCUUUCGGAGCCGAGGCGCGAACGCUGCUCGAGCAGAUCCGACAGGACGCCGCCGGCGCAGAGGGAGGGAAGGGAGGCGCGGAGGGGGGGAGGGGCGUCACAGCCGCGCACCUCUCCGACGCGGUGCGCGCCUCGGCCGCGUCCCGCGAGUGGGAGGCCGCCAUCGCGCUCCACGCUGACAUCUGCAACAAGCCGAUGCGCGACGUGCAGGCGUACAACGCGAUGCUGAUGGCGUGCCUCGAGUGCGGCGCGCCCUCGCACGUGCUCUCGCUCCUCGCGGCCAUGCGCGCCGACGGCCUUCUCCCAAACGCCCUCUCGCUCACCAGCGCGAUCGUCGCGGCGCAGCGGCUCGGGCGGCACGAGGCGGCGCUCGCCCUCUCGGCGGCGCAGCUUCCGCUCGGCGACGCGCUGCGGCUCGGCGCAUUCAACGGCCGCAUCACGGCCUGCUUGCGCGACGGGCAGCCGUCUCGCGCGGUGGCGCUCUUCGAGGAGAUGGGCGUGCGCGGCGUCCCGCGCAACUCCCUCUCGCUCGCUCUCGGCGCCGAGGCGAUGGCGCGCUGCGGCGAGCGGGCGGGCAGUGGGAGAAUGCUCUCGCCACGCUCGAAGUCCUGGCGAGCCAUUGGGCGCCGCCCCGCCUUGGCUCCUCUCCCCUCGCUUCCUCAGUGCGAGGGCGUCGCCCUCGGGAAGGCGCUCGGCGCGUGCACCGCCGCAGGGGCCUGGCAGCCCGCCGCGGCGCUGCUCGCCGCGCGCGCCACCGAGCCACGCGUGCGCGCCACGAUGGUCGUGCGCGCCCUCGAUGCGUGCUCAUCGCGCGGCGCCGUCGACGCCUUGCUGGCGGCGCGAGGUGCGGCUGUCCCACUGGCGCAUGACCCCUCCUCCAGCAGUGCUGGAGACGGGGUGGCGGGGGAGGCCGAUUCCGAGGGGGUGGGGGAGUGCUCACUCGGCUUCGCAGCGCCGCCCCUCGAGGGGGCCGAGCUGAGCGCCGCCGUCACAGCCUUCGCCGCGCACGGCGCGUGGGACCGUGUGGCCUCCGCCCUCGACGAGGCGGAGGAGGCGCGCCGCUCGCUCUGCGCGCCGCCGCUCCAAAAGGCGAUCGAGAGCGCGGCGGAGGCGCGCGAGUGGGGCCUGCUCCUCCGGCUCUUCCGCGGCGGCAGCGGCGGGAUGGCCAUGACUGCCGGCCUCGCUGAUGGCUCACCCGAGGCGCUGCUCGCCACCGCCGCCUUGCUCCAGACGGCGGAGAGGGCGGGCGUGGCGGAUGGCGCAGUCUACGGCGUCGCGGCCCAAGCCAACGUCCGGCUCGGCCGGAGGCUCGAGGCCUGGCAGCUGCUGCAGCGGGCGAGGGCUCGCGGCGUCGAGCUCAUCACGCUUGAGAUGAACGUCCUACUCGGCGCGGGGGCGCGGUGCGGCCAGCUCCUUCCCGCCGUGGCGCUGCUGCACGAGAUGCGCCGCUCGGGCUCGCGCGUCGCUCCGGACGUCGGGUCGUACGACGCGCUCCUGUUCCCGCUCGCCUCCGCGGGCCGGUUUGGAGAGCUGCUCUCGCUCUUCGACGCGAUGCAGAAGGACGGCCUCGCGCCGAUCGAGCCGCACUACCGCCUCGCCAUCUCGGCUUGCGCGGCGAGGGGCGAGGGCGCGCGCGCGGCCGCAAUUCUGCUCCGGAUGCAGUCGCGAGGCAUGCGAUAUGGCCAGGCUGCCGCCGCCGCCAUGCUGGCGUGCAACCGCGAGAAGCGCUACACCACCACUCUCGACAUCUUUGAGGCUCUUCGCGCCGCAGCCAGCGACGCGCCGCCGUCCGUCGCCUUCGCCGGCGGCGGUGACGACGGCGACGGCGCUAAGCGGGACGCGUGGAAGGAGGAGCCGUUCCGCUCGGCAUACGUCUUCAACGCGGCCCUCGACGCGAUGCGGCGACUCCACCGGCCGACCGACGCCGCGGAGCUGCUGCAGGCGAUGCGGCGCGUGCACGGGCUCCUUGCUGGGCUCGGCUUCUUCGGCGAGCCUCGCCGCGCACUGCGGCUGCUGUCGCAGCUCCUCGACACCGACCUGCCACUCUCGAGCGCCGUCUUCAACCGCGCCCUCAAAGUGGUCGGCCGGUCGGCGGAGCGCCGUCCCCUCGCCCUCCGCCUUGUCGCCAUUGGCAGCGAGCGCAGCGCGUGGGACGCCGCCGCCGACAGCGAGCCCUUUGUCUGGGCGCCCGAGGCGGCGCGGCUGGACGCGCGCGCCUUUUGGACCGGCCCGCCGCUCACUGCGGCGCUCGCCUUUUGGCUUCGUGAGCUCGCCGCGCGCUAUCCGCCGUCUGGCGCCUCGCCGCCGCCGCAGUCCGCCGCCCUCGUCGUGUCGGACGGGGCGCGCGCAGGGGGCAGCGACGCCGAGGCGGAGGCGCGGCUCGAGUACGUCUCGCUCGACCUCUCGUCGCACGGGGUGGUGCACGCUACGCUGCCGGCCGGCGAGGCAUACGCCUCAGACGCUCUCGCGCCGCCUGGCCUGCCGCUCCUCAGACCUUGCCUCCGCCUAGUUGGGGACGCGGCGUGCAUGACGCGUGCGUGGCAUGAGCCGCCUCGGUCGGCGCGCCUCGAUGCGCUGCUCGGCGGCGACGACGUGGCUGCCGACGAGCUCGACCACUCGCUGGACGCGCUGCUCGGCAGCCUCGCCCCGCGGGAUGUGAGCCACAAGCGCCGCGACGAGGCCAGGCGGCGAGCCCGCGGCCGCGCCGCUCUGCUCGAGCGAGGCUUGCUUCCCGAUGACAGACUGCUGUCCGAGGAGUCUGCCGCUGCCGCGUUCGACUCUGCGGCCGAGCGCAAGGCUGCGCCCGGCUCGCGGUCUCGGUGGCCGGCGCCGCUGCCUGACGGGCGGGCUGCUUUCAGCUAA